Cephus cinctus (wheat stem sawfly) is the source of this 882-nucleotide messenger RNA. RefSeq names its product cuticle protein 18.7. Bases 117 to 782 code for a protein of 221 amino acids. The record is from RefSeq and is a predicted model, not a curated record. The transcript is spliced from 2 exons. NCBI's taxonomy places the organism in Eukaryota, Metazoa, Arthropoda, Insecta, Hymenoptera, Cephidae.
AUUCUGAGUGUCCAUCGAUCGGGUAUAUAAGUCCGAAACCAGAUCAUGACCACAUAACGCAAUCAUCAGCCUUAGCGAGUACUGGUAUCCCAGCAGCGCUACAUUCAAAAAUCGACAUGAAGGUCUUCGUUGUUCUCUCUGCCCUCGCCGCCGUGGCAUUCGCCCGCCCUGGAGGCAUCGCCGGAAUCCACUCCGUGGGUCCAGUGGCCUACGCUGCACCCUUGGCUUACGCUAGACUGGUUCCCGGUGCACCCGUGGGAGUCGACGGUCGCGUCGUAGACACCCCUGAGGUCGCAGUCGCCAAGGCCGAGCACGCUGCUGCUCACGUCAACGAGAAGAUCACCCUGGCUAACGAGGCUGUCAGGUCCGCUGACGUCAUCGCUCUAUCCGCACCCGUUGCUCAUGCCGUGUCUGCUCCCGUCGUCGCCGCCCCAGGAGUCGUCUCUGCCUAUGCUGCAGGCGCCGUAGCCUCCCCUCUGGCUUAUGCCGCUCAUGGUGGCCUGGCUGUAGCUCACGGAGUUGUGGGUCUGGCUCAUGGUGCCCCCGUCGGAGUUGACGGACGCGUCGUAGACACCCCCGCCGUCGCCGUAGCCAAGGCCGAGCACGCUGCUGCCCACGUCAACGAGAAGAUCACCCUGGCUAACGAGGCUGCCAAGAACUACGCUGCCGCCCCCGUUGUCGUAUCUGCUUAUUCCGCCCCUGCUGUUUCGCACGUCGUGUCUGCUCAUGGUGCCCCCGUCGUCUCUGCUUACGCUGCUCAUCCCCAGGUCUCCGUCUGGUGAACGGCUGUGACCAAACGACCAACUUCAUUUUCCGAAUCAUGAUUGUAUCUUGUGAAUUCAUUUACCAUUUUUCUGCAGUAAUAGACUUUUAUCAAACAUA